CGAUUUUACCCUCGCUAAAUCUGAUCAUAAUUGCUUAUGCUAUUACUAUAGCCCAGGGAUGUGGAGAAUGGACAGCUGUUAUUUGCAAUAUGAGGAAUGUGACAUGUGACUGGCGAUGUGGGACAAGAAGAGAGUAUACUAAUGUCAGAUGACCUUUUCCUGCAACCAGUUCACGUCUGCUAAUAUUACUACUACAGUAACAUAACAGACUUUAUCAUCUGUAGGAAAUCAACCCUGAAGAGGAAGGUGACAUUGGAAUCGUCAUGGAGUCACUAGAAACUACUGCAGAGGUGAAAAGCUCGAAAGAGGCUCUGGAUAAGACUGUUCCCCAGAGAAAGUCAGCAGCACCAGAACAUAUGACUGCCCAAACUAAAACACCCCCCUCGGCUGAUUCGGAAGGGGAGGGGUGGCAUCUAUGCCCAGAACCUGAGGAGGACCAGAGUAGAAUCACAUAUUGUUCAACAGAUAUGUCUGACUCAGGGAAACUCAGACAAUUAGAAGGGAAAUCACUACGCCAAUUACAGGAUCAACCCUGCAGUCAUCCUCAUUACAACGUAUUAACCUCGUAUCCACCACAGGAGAGACAGACAGUUCCCUUUGCGAGACAGAAAACAGCAGAUCACUUGCUUUCUGCACUGCCACUUGUCAGCUGUGGAGGGCCCUCUCCUCCGAGGAGCUCCCCCAGUUUACCCGUGUCUCUCCAACACUGUUCCCAGUCAGGAAUAGAGGAACUAUCCAAGGAGGUGUGUAGUAAAAUGGAGCAGAAGCAGCAACAGAGACCUGGGAAGUAUGUUUGUGAUUAUUGUGGGAGGGCAUGUGCCAAACCCAGCGUACUUAAGAAGCAUAUUCGCUCACAUACUGGGGAGAGACCCUACCCCUGCGUGCCCUGUGGUUUCGCCUUCAAAACCAAGAGUAAUUUAUACAAACACAGAAAAUCUCAUGCUCACUCGGUCAAAGCUGGGACAGUGCCAUUUUCAGAACUGGGUUCUUACAAUGUCAACAUGGAAGACCGGGGAUCUUUAGAAGGAGAAGGAGAGUUCUACUCUGAUGCUGAGCAGAGCUCGGACACGGACGAAGACGAUUCAUCGCUCUUGGACACUGUUUCAGUGGAGGAACCAGAUAGCACCACUGCUGUUAAAGUACUGAAUCUCAUUGCCCAGAAACAGGGAGUUACAUUAGCAUCAACAUUAUCUGAGGACGGUUCACCCAGGCUCUUGGAGAUCAAUGCUGCUCAAGCUGUUUCUCAGGUCAGCCAUGCAAUCCAAUCCAGCGCCAUCAAGCAGAGGCUGGCACUCCGGCUCUCAGAGAAAAGGAGCAGUGACACUGACACAUCUCUCUCCCUGCCUAGCCAGGGAAGCAAAGGCAGCACAGACUCAGGCUACUUCUCACGCUCUGAGAGUGCUGAACACCAAACAGGUGGUCCUCCCAACACAAACGCCAAGUCCUAUCAAGAGAUAAUGUUUGGAAAGUGUUACAAGCCGAACCCGAAACAACAGGCCAUAACUGUUGUGACUUGCAGGACAGACUUAAUGAGCGAUCGUAAGACAUCGGAGCGAGGUGUUUCCCGCGUAUUCACACAAGAAAAGGAAUCAAUGGUUGAAUCGAUCAGAAUAAACACACAUUCAUUUACAAGGGAGGACAUUAAGGAGGCUCAACUAGAGCUCUCUGAUUCUGGACAGCUGGUCCGGAGCAACUCGAUGCCCACGUCCUCGGUGGCAUGUCAGGACAUGUCACAAGGCCUGCGAGGCAGCCACUCCUUCGAUGAAAGGGCGUCCCCUGGAGGCAUUAGGAGACUUACGAGACAGGCUGCCUUUGAACACUCUGCACACGAUGGACCUCCUGACCACUACGGAAACAUCUCUGAUAUUUCCAACCUUGGAGUGGAUAUGGACAGUUUCAUCAUCCAACAAAAGCAAGCGAUGGAAUAUGCGACGAGGAAACGGCGGAAGGAAAACUGUGUUGCGGAGGAGGAGGAUGUAGGAGGCCAGUAUCACACAGACUAUGACCACUCUGAAGAGAUGAGGGACUAUGAUUCAAAGCAAACCUCUCAAGGUGCUCUAACCACUACAUCCUCAGUGAAAGGACAUGCCCAAAGCGUUCACACACAGGAUAGAACACAACGUGAUAGACUGGAAAGGGAAAUGUGGGAAAAGAGAGAGCGAGAAGAGAGAAGAUCUUUAGGUAACGUCAUCUCUGUGAUUCAACACACUAACUCCCUUACCAGGUCUCUCUCUGAACAGUCAGAUUCCUACAACUACCAGAGACGGGAUAAGUCUUCCUCAAUGGACGUGGUGGAGCAAAGCGAAACUAGAGAGAUGCACAAAAGGACUGAGAUCUUUGCACACCAGUUGAGUGACAGUAGAUUAUUAGAUAAAUCGUAUCAAAUGACACCUAAGCUAGUCCGUCAGUCUAACAUACCGGUCCCAGAGAUCAGGGUGACUGUAGAACCAGACAGUCCAGAGAAAGAGAAAGCAGCUGAGGUGAAACAGGUGAAGGCGAAGGAGCCCGAUAGACAUAUAGAGGAGUUCCAAUGGCCUCAGAGGAGUGAAACCCUGUCUCAGUUCCCCCCAGAGAAACUCCCUCCAAAGAAGAAGAGACUGCGCUUAGCUGACUUGGAGCACUCCUCUGGCGAGUCUAGCUUCGAGUCGGCUUGUACGAGCCUCUCCCGGAGCCCCAGUCAAGACAGCAACCUAUCCUACUGCUCCAGCUUCUCGUUUGACCGAGAGGAGAAAGAGAGAGAGGUUAUCCCCAAGCCAGCUUCCCGGCUGCUACAGGAUGAGUUUGGCAAAGCAUUGGAGUUCUUAGCGGUGCCAGGAAGCGGCUACUCCCUCUCUGUCCUAAACCAACGUCAACAACAUGAAAUGAGACGUACCUCUUCAGAACAGGCACCGUGCCACUCCCAGUGCAGAGAGCUCCCAGAGGUCCGCAGCGUAUCGUUUGACUAUGGCAGUCUCUCUCCAACGGCCAAAGUUAGACAUGCGGAACUCAGCGCUAGCUACUCGGAGCCCAGACGGGGUAACUUGGUAAGACAGGAGUCCUUGAAUGUUAACCUUGAAUUUGCACAUCCAGUCCUUCCGCUAAAUAUUCUUCCUCAGUACCUCAGCAGUGCCCUGUCGUUCUCAUCCACCGCUCUGCACUCUCAGUGUCUGCCAAUGUUCUCCCCUCAGCCGUCACAUUCUGGUCUCCUAGUUCCUGUUAGAAUCCAGACUCACGUGCCAUCCUAUGGUAGCAUCACAUACACCACUGUGUCCCAAAUUCUAGAUGAUCCGUUCGAAAGCGUUAACUCCACCAGAACCUCUUUACUCACUUCUCACUUUGCAAAUUUAGCCACGAAUUUGGAAACAUCUAAUAUAUUAUUAGGACACCCUCGAGGACUGUUGACCAGCCCAGUCCAGGUUCACGUUCUAGAUCUGCCCCCAGCUAAGCUGAAGACAGGCAUCCCUCUCUCCCUGACCUCCAGGACGAUCUCCACCACCAACUGUGGGUCCAGUGGUGGGUCCAACAAGCGCAUGUUGUCUCCGGCCAGCAGCUUGGACCUGUUCAUGGAGGUCAAACAGCAGAAACGCGUCAAAGAGGAGAAAAUGUACGGUGAGAUAGUGGAGGAGUUGGGUGCUGUGGAAUUAGGGAAUUAUAAUGUGACUGAAGAGAACAAGCACAGUUUAAAGUCAGAGUUUCAAAGUGACACCAACCAGGGAGCAUCACUGUCAGGCUUUCCUUCAAAAUCCUCUUUGUCUGCCUCAUCAUCGCUUCAUUCUCAUAACGAGCCAGCGAGUGGAAGCUUCAUCUCACCUCAGCAACAAGGGUCAGGAAGUCCUGAUUCCCCUAUGGAUAACUCCCCAACAGAAGCAAGCCUACAUCCACAUGCUCUGCUUUCUCUAAAGGAUUUCGAUGAGUCUGGCAUGGACAGCAAGGCACAGAUGGAGGUGCUGGUGCAGCUAGUCAAAGGUCAGGGCAUCCUCAUCUCUGACGGGGAAAACACCAAACGGAUAUCUCAAUUUCCAAGUCUCCGCACAAUGACAGCUGUGAGUUGGUGCUAUCUGAACUACACCAAGCCAAACAGCACUCACAGCAGCUCUCCCCUGUCCUCUGUAUACGCUACGUGGGGCAUCAGUUCCCAGAACCCCAACCCUCCUAACCUCAACACCAGUGAAACCCUGGCUCUGCUCCGCUCCAAACAGACGACUAACACAUGGGGGUACACCAUGGCUGCCAUGUACCAACCUGGGACUGGGAAGCUGGUCUCCUCCUCACUCUUAUGGAGGCAGAAGCUCGGGCUGCUACAGAGCAAACCGGAGCUCAACGAGCUGGAAGGGAGCUCCUAUGGAAGGAAAGUGAAGGAUGCCAGCUGCAGGGUAAAAACAGGGAAGGAGGACUGGAAAGAGAGGGAGGUCUCCUCGAAACAAACAGCAGUGCCAACACCAACACCAACACCAACCCGGAUCAAAAUAUUUGAAGGAGGGUUCAAGUCCAAUGAGGACUAUGUGUACGUAAGGGGCCGGGGCCGGGGGAAGUAUAUCUGUGAGGAGUGUGGCAUCCGCUGUAAGAAACCUAGCAUGCUGAAGAAACACAUACGCACCCACACUGACGUCAGGCCCUACGUCUGCAGGGUCUGCAACUUCGCUUUCAAAACUAAAGGAAACCUGACCAAGCAUAUGAAGUCAAAGGCUCACAUGAAGAAGUGUCUUGAGCUUGGUGUGUCAGUCACAGUGGAUGAUACAGAGACACUGGAAUCUGAUGACAUCCAGCAAGACUUGAAGGCCGGGGUCUUGAGCUCAGCCAAACACCAGUUCUCAGAUGCAGAUGACUCCGAUGGCAUGGAUGAAGAGAUCGACGAUAUCGACGAAGAUGAUGAGGACGAGGACGACUACGACGGUGACUCUACUCCCAAGAUCCUUUCCCGGAGCACCAGCCCUCAGCCCUGUGGCGUAGCCUCUCUGUCGGUCACAGCUGCCGCUGUCAUCCAGGGUGUGUCGUCAGACGUCCAUGGCUGUCCCCUCAGUUCCUUCCAUCCCCUCCCCAGCUGCCUCUCAACCUACACCCUACCUAGCGUCGAUAUCCACCCCCAUCCCACCUCCACCCUGUCGGUCAUCGAUGUCCACCCCCAUCCCCAUCCCCAUCCCGCCUCCACUGUCAGGAGGACAGGGCCAGACCGGAGGACUGUCUUGGCCUCCAGCCUGGACAAGGAAGACUGUAGCCUGGCCAUGCUGUCUACUGACCAGGGCUGUCUGUUCUUUGACCCCUACCCCACCUGUCUGCUGUCCCCCGGCUGGGAGUCCCCUCUGAGGGAACCGCCUAACUCCCGCCUCGGCUACCCCUCAACCCGGAGAGACCUCUCCCCCCGGGGACGCUCCUCACCUCGAUGGGACACCUCCCCGCUGAGGCCCAGCUCCCCCAACCUCACCCCCAUCCAGCACCUCUUCCCGGCCUGUAUGGAGAGGCCCCUGUCCCCAGGUGGAGUGGACCUGGCUGGGAGGAGACAGAGGGUGGUGCUCAGGGCUGUGUCUCCACGUAGAGGGGGCUCACAACAUAGAGACUCUGGGGAUAAAACCAGGCAGCAAGCCAAGGCUGAACUGGUCCAGCAGGGAGAAGCCAUUGAAAUGGAUAUGGAUCAGAGGAGAAGCGUGCCUCCCUGCCUGCCUGGGUCCGCCUGCUCCAGUUGUCCCCGUCAGAACCUCUUCAGCCACCUCCCCCUACACUCUCAGCAGCAGCCUGGGACUCUCCUACCCAUGGUGCCUAUUGGAGGAAUCCAGGUACUGCGCUCUCUGCCCUCCUGCAGCUCUGACCGGACCCAUCUGUCAGCCCUAUCCCCUCAAAAGACUGAGCUCCACCAGGACAAGGAGGGAUCUGUUUGUCUGGCAGCCCUCGGUGCAGAGGACUCAGGAGCCCGGCAGCAGGAGAGGGAGUGGGGGAUGGAGAGGGAGAGGCUGUCCCCCCUCCAGACACCCCGGGACUCUGAGGAGGAGAACCCCCCUGUCUCUGUCCUCAUGGUCAGGAACCCUAAGCAGGAAGAGGUUCUUCAGACCUGCACCAAGGCCAUCGCCUCCCUCAGGAUCACCUCUGAAGAGCAUCUAUAGACUGGGGUUGCAUCCCAAAUAGCACCCUAUUCCCUAUAUAAAGCACUACUGUUGACCAGAGGGCUCUCGUCACAAGUAAUGCACUAUAAAAGGAAUAGUGUACCAUUUGGGCCUUUCCUCAUAUGGGACGUUCUUUGGUGCUUCCUCCAGGAGCAGCUGAGCCCCCCCCCCCAUCCAACAUCCAGUCCUCAGCUAGCAUGGUUCUAGAUCAAUUAGCGAUGUCUUGACAACUGCUAUGGUCACGCCAACUUCUCUGGUCACAUAUGAGUUGGCAAGACAGCACAAAUAGAUAUGGAACCAGGCUACGGCCACAGUUCCUCUCAACCUCAUUCCACUAGACAGGCAGACAGGCAGACAGACAGGCAGACAGACAGGCAGACAGACAGGCAGACAGGCAGGCAGACAGGCAGACAGGCAGACAGGCAGGCAGGCAGGCAGGCAGACAGACAGGCAGGCAGGCAGACAGGCAGACAGACAGACAGACAGACCGACAGGCAGACAGACAGACAGACAGACAGACAGACAGACAGACAGACAGACAGACAGACAGACAGACAGACCCCAUUGGUUGGGUGUUGGGGGAUUCUUCUCUCAGUUUCAGUCACUUCAGGUUUCUUCAUGUUAGUAAUGCAACGGUCAUGUGUCUUAACAUUCCCCUCCCCUCACCAUACUAUGAUCUAUAUCUGAGAGGAAAACAAACCUUUAAAAACAGAGACUUUAAUACUCUCUAUGAAUUUUUUGGAACUUUCAGGUCAGUGGAGUUCCUCGCAGCAAAGGAUAAGCAAGAGGACGGUUGAAGUAGUGGACAUAGGUGCAAUAUAUGGGAUUUAAAGAGAAUGCUUCUACGUUAAUUAUGCUUGCAUAUACUUGCACACAAACAGAAUCAUUUAUAUUUAUUAUACCCCAUAACCCACUCUUAACGUAUUUAUUCAUAUAAAUGCAUAUGUGUACUAUUUUCAAAAUAGGCUUGUUGUUGAAAUUGUAUUCAUAUCGAGUGAUUAGUUAAGAAUUUGAUUCUUGGAGAGAAAUUGGAAAGGAAAUAAUGGGGAAAGUAUCUAAAAAUAUGAAAGUAUUUGAAAACUGAAUCUGACCAAAUUUAGUGUAGACUUGCUUUUUGUCCAGUUUGGUGCUUUUGAUUGAAAAGCAAAGAUCUGUGCCUUUUCUUUGCUUUCUACAUAUGUUUUAAAUAAUCGUAUUAAGCGAGGAAAAAGUGAAUAUCAUGUUUAAGGAACUUUGAAUCAGAAUUGUCUGGCGUGACAGUGUUAUUAUCAACAAAGAAAUUGCACAAAAAAAAUUGCUUUUACUUUGUGGAAUUAAAUUGCUGUUUUUCUAGCUACAUUUUAUGUAAAAUAUAUCUAUUUGAAAUAUUUGUUAUGUGGCAGAUUCUCAAUGUUGUGGUUUUAGCUUUUUGAACAAAUGCACGAGUUUUUGCUAUUGCACAAAUAGAGAAGUGCAUACGUUUAUUGUAAGAUGUCUUUAUAUAUUAGAAAAGUAUGCUUUUAUUGAUGGUAAAUAUUUGUCUACUAUUUAUAUGCUGUAUAUGAUCUCCACUUAUGCAACAGUGUGUCUCACUGACCCAUGCUUAUGAGAUGCUUGUGAGAGGCUUAUGAGAUGCUUAUGAAGUCAUGUCAUUGCAUUAUAACUAUAAUGGCUUUAAGCAAUCGUUGUUCGUUAUUCUGGCCUUUGAACCUUUUAUGAAUUUAAAUAAGCACUUUCAUCCUAUAUUUUAUAUCUGACUGAGAUGGUUAUUAAGGAGAAAUAAAAAAACAAUCAUGUGUUCUAGUGUCACUUCAAACAUUCCACUACUAUGAAGUGAUUGUUAUGUGUGUGCACGUACAGGGCACAUAAGUUUAACUCCUCUUUAAUUUCAAGUGUAAAUUCAUUUGACUUUAAAUUGUUGGUAAAGAAGAUGGGGUGGGUUGAGUAGUUUGUAACGACCUGUACCGACGUACCUUGAAAUUCACAUUUCCUUUACGUCCAAUUUUAAACCAUUUUUUUCAGUGUUGAAUUCACAUGACUUUUUAUGUGAAUUGUAGGUACAGAGAUAAACGACCAAGAUUAUCUUUUCAGAGGUAAAAAUAAAUAAAUAAUGGCUGCAUUUCCAAUAUGGAAGUUAACAGGAAUGUUAGCAAAUUGACAUUUUGACAUUUACAGGUUCACCGUUGAGGCAUGAGUUAGUGGACUGAUUUGAAACACACAACUCGACAUGUUUACAUUACAAGCACUGAGUUAUAAAUCAACUUUACCUCUCACAAGAAUAUCUGGGGUAGCUAUCGCUGGACCCACUCAAUGAACAUGCUGUCUGGUAUGUAGCGUAUAGCUACAGGGUUAUGUUAUGUGUGUAUACAGAUGGAGAAUAGAAAGUCUUGCAAACAAUAGAUAGGACUUUCUGUUGGAUUUCAUUUGACUGCAGAUUAUCAUUUUGUAUCAUCUCUCCUGCUACUGAACUACACUGAGUACACCAAACAUCAGGAACACCUUCCUAAUAUUAAGUUGCACCCCCCCCCCCCCCUUGUCCUCAGAACAGCCUCAAUUCGUGGGGACAUGGACUCUACAAGGUGUUGAAAGUGUUCCACAGGGAUGCUGGCCCAUGUUGACUCCAAUGCUUCCCACAGUUGUGUCAAGUUGGCUGGAUGUCCUUUGGGUGGUGGACCAUUCUCGAUACACACAGGAAACUGUUGAAAGUGAAAAACUCAGCAGCUUUGCAGUUCUUGACACGAACCAGUACACCUGGCACUUACUACAAUACCCCGUUCAAAGGCACUUAAAUAUUUUGUCUUCCCCAUUCACCCUCUGAAUGACACACACACACAAUCCGUGUCUCAAUUGUCUCAAGGCUUAAACAUCCUUCUUUAACCUGUCUCCUCCCCUUCAUCUACACUGAUUGAAGUGGACUUAACAAGUGACACCAAUACGAGAUCAUAGCUUUCACCUGAAUUAACCUGGUCAGUCUAUGUGAUGGAAAGAGCAGGUGUUCUUAAUGUUUUGUUUACUCAGUGUGUUUUCUGUUGCAGAGUAUCGUCUGUGUUUUAUUCCACUAUGUCAUAUCUAUUGAACUGUGCUUCUCGUGUUUAUUAAAGUCUGUGUUAAAUCACAGAUCCUUUACCCAUCA
Messenger RNA from Oncorhynchus masou masou (cherry salmon), 9186 nucleotides. Its product is annotated as transcription factor HIVEP2-like. Gene Ontology annotation, cellular component: nucleus. NCBI's taxonomy places the organism in Eukaryota, Metazoa, Chordata, Actinopteri, Salmoniformes, Salmonidae. Gene Ontology annotation, molecular function: DNA-binding transcription factor activity, RNA polymerase II-specific; RNA polymerase II cis-regulatory region sequence-specific DNA binding. The record is from RefSeq and is a predicted model, not a curated record. Gene Ontology annotation, biological process: regulation of transcription by RNA polymerase II.